Messenger RNA from Cyprinus carpio (common carp), 1954 nucleotides. RefSeq names its product finTRIM family, member 86 (gene ftr86). The record is from RefSeq and is a predicted model, not a curated record. Gene Ontology annotation, molecular function: zinc ion binding; protein binding. NCBI's taxonomy places the organism in Eukaryota, Metazoa, Chordata, Actinopteri, Cypriniformes, Cyprinidae.
AAGCCGUCGCCUGUGCUUUUGCAGAAACCCUGGAUUGUUCAUCUACCUCUCUUUAACAUCAUGGCUACGACUGACUGGGCUCCGGAUGCGUUUGCUUGCCCCAUAUGCUUGGACAUCCUUAAGGACCCUGCUACCCUUCCCUGUGGACACAGUUACUGCCUGCUCUGUAUCCAGAAGCACUGGGAUCAGACAGCAAAGAAAGGGUCCUAUGAAUGUCCUCAAUGCAGACAGCAUUUCAAACCAAGGCCCGUCCUGGCCAGAAGCAACGUGCUUAUGGAAGCUCUGGAGAAGCUGAGGCUGAGUAGUCAGGACGGCCUGGACUCAUCUGUCUCUGAGAGUCCAGAAGCGCUGUCCUCUUCCGAUCCGGUGGGAUCCUCAGGAGCUCCUGCGUCCCAGACCGGACUGUAUCCCUCUUUGCCCUCCAGCUCUCCGCAGCUCUGCCCGCUCCAUCAGCAGGUGCUGGAACUGUACUGCUGUGAGGACAGACAGUGCAUCUGUGACGAGUGUAGCUUUCUCGAACACAAAGGCCAUCGGGCGGUGCGUCCAGAUGAAGAACGACAGAAGAUUCAGCAAGAGCUGAGGAAAGUGAGUGAUCGGAUACAGGGGAGCAUUGCAGACAGAGAAAAGCUUAUUCAGAGUCUUCCUCAAGUCUCCCAAGCACACAAGAGCUCAAUGCAGCAGCUGCUGAUGGACAGUCAGGCGGUGUUUGCGGAUGUGUUGAGGAGCGUUGAGCUCAGUCACUCUCAGGUGCUCGAGCUUCUUCAGACGCACCAGAGAUCAGCCAGCAGCCGCGUCGAGGCCCAUACAUACAGCCUCCAGCAGGAGAUCAUCAGCCUGAACCAGAAACAAGAGGAGCUGCGGAGACUGGACAGCAUCCAGGACCCCAUCACCUUUCUGAAUACAUUCAUGGCCGUGGAUACUGUGGUUCAGGCUGAAAAUGCAGCGAUGGAGAUCUGGAGUCCAGAGUCUGUGAUAUCCGGGGUCAGACUGUGUCUGGACGCUUACAGACAGGCCGCGCUAAAUCUUACCAAAACCAACCUGGCCAGCAUCUUUAGAGCGGUCAAUGAUGCAGUGGCACAAGUGCAUUCAUCUGGUCAGUCGUGUGAUGGAGGACUGGUCUCCAGCAAUCCACAGCCGCCCUCACAAAACACAGUUACAGAAGUUAAGUCUGAGUCCGUGAAACCAGAUGCUAAACGCAAAGUCCAAGCUUCCUCUACUGCAACACAAGAACAUCACAAGAAACAAGCGUGUCCCUCUGCCAGUGCAGUGGAGGCAUCAGCAUCCUGUUGUGUGUCAAGUCCAGCACCUAAAACCAGAGAGGAAAUGCUCAAAUUCCGCAUCGAGCCCACGCUGGAUCACAGCAGUGCUUUCCGUCACAUUCGUCUGUCUGAUGGAUACCGCAAGGCGACUCUCUGCGCGGAGAACCAGAAUUAUCCGGAGCAUCCGGACCGGUUCAUGUUCUGGAGGCAGGUGAUGUGUGUGGAGCCACUGGCCGGGAGCCCGUAUUACUGGGAGCUGGAGUGGACGGGACAGAGGGUGACGGUUGGCGUGGCGUAUAAGGACAUGAAGCGCUCUGCAUCGGACGACAGCGCCAGGCUGGGUCACAACCCACAGUCCUGGAGCCUCUACUGGUCCGGCAAGGCCUUCUCCUUGUGGCAUGAUGGGAAAGAGACCGCGCUGGUCGCUCCCAAAGCCAAACGCAUCGGGGUUUAUCUGGACCAGCAGAACGGCGUGCUGGCAUUUUACAGAGUCUCGCACAAUCAGGCCCAAGAGAUCUGCAGCGUGCACACGCACUUCGACAGACCUCUGCUCCCCAGCUUCCGCUUCUGGUCUGGAGUCGGAUCCUCCAUCACUGUCUGUGAGCUCAGCUGAAGAGAAGAAAAGAGGAUCAGCUGUUAAACAUACACCCCUACUGCAAUCUUUAUCUGUGUACAACUUCACCAUGAAAAUAAAA